Molecule: messenger RNA, 1293 nt
Organism: Tetrahymena thermophila SB210
Lineage: Eukaryota; Ciliophora; Oligohymenophorea; Hymenostomatida; Tetrahymenidae
Product: outer dense fiber protein
Exons: 17
Source: RefSeq, a predicted model, not a curated record
AUGGUUAGUGCUUGGUCAAUUGGCACAGGAAAAAGAGGUGAAUUCAAGAGCAGUUCAAUGUUCGCUCCUGGUCCUGGUGCAUAUACAGUCGAUAAAUUUUCUAAGAUCAUUCCUCCUAAAUGGAAAUUUGGUUCUUCUAAUCGUUAGUCUUUGGUAACUAAUGACGCUCCUGGUCCUGGAUAGUACAAUCUUAAGAACAGUUAAUCAGGCCCUAAAUUCUCUAUUGGCACUGGAUCAAAGCCUAGAGUUGAGACUUUCUUGUUUGUCCCUGGACCAGGCGCAUACAACCCUGGAAAAACUAUUUACUAAUCUUCUCCUAAUUACAGUAUGGGAAUGAAACACUCAAAUUCUGAAUUACAUCUCUAGCCAGGCCCUGGUUAGUAUGAACACAAAUCAUCUGUGUUAAAUCAACCUUCUAUGAAGUUCCCUCUUUCUACAAGAAACGAACUCUAUCAGGGAACAAAUACUCCUGGUCCUGCAAAUUACAAUGUUAGCAGACCCUCAUCAGCUGCUCCUAAAUUUGGUUUUGGAACAAGCCAAAGAGACUAACUAUAUGCAAGCUAGUAAACUCCUGGACCUGGUUAAUACGAUCAGAGGAGCUGUAUUGAUCUAAGCAAGGGUGUUACUAUGAUUUCAAGAAGAGCUAAUGGUGUUGCAAACGAAAUUGCUAAAUUCCCCGGCCCUGGAGCUUAUAAUCCUACAAGUAAGAACAAAAAGCAAAAUCCUGCUUUUAAAAUAGGCACAUAAACAAGAGACACAUUUGAUAGAGAAAUAGAUAGCAGACCUGGACCUGGAGCAUACUCACCUCGUAUCGAAGCCAACAGACCUUAAUCACCUUAAAUAAAGGUUGGUUCAGAUUAGAGAAAGCCACUAAAUAUGACUAUUAAUAAUCCCGGCCCAGGCUAAUAUAAUGUUCGUCCUCAAACUGCAGAUGGCCCUAAACUCUCUUUUAAAGGUGUUUCAAAGCCUGAUCCAGUAGAAAGAGAAAGAAUGAAAGUACCUGGUCCUGGUUCUUACUAACCAAGUGAAAUCUUUAUUAAGGAAAGACCUAGCUCAGCUAAAAUUGGCACAAGCUUAAGACCCUCAAUGUACAAGCUUAAAGAUGCACCUGGCCCUGGAAAUUAUAAUAUUAGAGCAGGAGAACAUGGUCCUAAAUGGGGAUUCGGUACAAGCUUGAGACCUCAAUCAAAGAGAGGAGAUGAACCAGGCCCUGGUGCUUACAAUAUUCCAGUUUAUUUUGCUGAUGUACCAAAGUUUAUGAUGACAAGCUAACCCAAAUUUAACUAUCCAUGA